UUCUAGUCGGAUCUUCAGUUCUUUCGUUUGAGAAUUUUACGCUUAGAAUAUAUCUCUAUACAUCGCUUGUUCCUUCUUUCUCUUGUACUGUCAGCUCGCUUUUUUUGCGCUUCUCGAGAUCUUAUAUCUAUAGGCACAGACACCAUGACUAGAGACCAAGGAUCGUUCUCAGCCCCUCCGCAAGUCCUCACUUUUGAUGGUCUUCUUUCGGACUUCGAUGGUACUAUCAUCGACUCGACUGAUGCGAUCGUGAAGCACUGGCACAAGGUCGGCGCGGAGCUCGGCGUUGACCCCAACGUCAUCUUGGCUACAUCUCAUGGACGUCGGAGCAUUGAUACGCUGCAGCUGUAUGACCCGAAGCUAGCAAACUGGGAGUAUGUCAGCCAGAUCGAAGGACGCAUCCCUAAAGAAUAUGGUUCGGACGCCGUUGAAAUCCCCGGAGCUAGAAACUUCCUUUCGCAGCUUGACGAGACCAGUGCGUGCUGGGGCGUCGUCACCUCCGGAUCACGCGCACUCAUCGAUGGUUGGUUGGGUGUUCUCGACCUCACGCACCCAAAAAUGCUUGUUGUUGCGGAGGAUGUUGAGCUGGGCAAGCCUGACCCGCGGUGCUAUCUGCUUGGGCGUAAGCGGCUCGGACUGGAACAUUCGUCAUCGCUAGUCGUGCUUGAGGAUGCGCCCUCGGGCAUUAGGGCAGGCAAGGCGGCGGGAUUCAAGGUGAUUGCGCUGACGACGACCCACUCGCUGGCUCAGCUUCAAGAGGCUGGUGCAGACUGGAUUGUGGAGGAUCUGAGAAGUGUUUCCGUCAAGGGCGUAGUUGAUGGACGACUUCAGCUGGAGAUUCGGAAUGCGUAUCAAUAAAGGGGAGAUAUGGAGUCAAUAGACUAGACCGAUCCUAGGUUCCCACCUUCCUUCUUCUUAUCCUGUUUCCCCCCAAAUUCUCUUGUAUUGUUUCUAGGGUUGUGUAGACCGUUAUUUAUUUCUUUGUACAUAGAAGGUUAGAUCGUAGAUUCCGAAGUACCGAACCCGUUCAGGUGAUA
This is a messenger RNA of Aspergillus alliaceus, 1037 nucleotides long. Its product is annotated as HAD family hydrolase. The record is from RefSeq and is a predicted model, not a curated record. NCBI's taxonomy places the organism in Eukaryota, Fungi, Ascomycota, Eurotiomycetes, Eurotiales, Aspergillaceae. Bases 145 to 858 code for a protein of 237 amino acids. The transcript is spliced from 4 exons. Gene Ontology annotation, molecular function: beta-phosphoglucomutase activity; sugar-phosphatase activity.